AUGAGCACGAAGAGCACAACAACGGUGGAAGCACAGCGAGUGGAGUUUCAUAGGGUUUUCACAGCGAGUGGGGUUUUCACAGCGAGUGGGGUUUUCACAGCAAGAGGGGUUUUUACGGCGAGUGGGGUUUUCACGGCGAAUGGGGUUUUCACAACGAGUGGGAUUUUCACAGCGAGUGGGGUUUUCAUAACGAGUGGGAUUUUCACAGCGAGUGGGGUUUUCACAGCGAGUGGGGUUUUCACAGCGAGUGGGGUUUUCACAGCGAGUGGGGUUUUCACAGCGAGUGGGGUUUUCACAGCGAGUGGGGUUUUCACAGCGAGUGGGGUUUUCACAGCGAGUGGGGUUUUUACAGCGAGUGGGGUUUUCACAUCGAGUGGGGUUUUCACAGUGAGUGGGGUUUUCACAGCGAGUGGGGUUUUCACAGCGAGUGGGGUUUUCACAGCGAGUGGGGCUUUCACAGCGAGUGGGGCUUUCACAGCGAGUGGGGUUUUCACAGCGAGUGGGGUUUUCACAGCGAGUGGGGUUUUCACAGCGAGUGGGGUUUUCACAGUGAGUGGGGACAGCAAGGCGAGUGGUGGCAGCACAGCGAGUGGUGGCAGCACAGCGAGUGGUGGCAGCACAGCGAGUGGUGGCAACACAGCGAGUGGUGGCAGCACAGCGAGUGGUGGCAGCACAGCGAGUGGUGGCGCUGCUUACAGCGUGGCAAGUGUGGAGGACGCUCUAAGCGUCACUGGAAGGAGUUUUUGCUGCAUGGAGGAGGUGAGUGAGGUGUGGGUGGAGCAGACUGACAUGGAAGUGAGCCCUGUGAUGGCAGAUAGGGCUGCUGGAAGCACCCCGGAGAAGUUGUUGGUGUGGAGAACUCUGCAGGGCAGACAUUUCAGAGAGAAGCUCAGGUGUUGCCACUUGCAGGGAGCAGACGAUGUGAGGGAGGGAGGCCGAGAAAGGAGAGAAGGGGAGGCCAGCAAGGAUAGAAGGGGAAGCUGA
This is a messenger RNA of Closterium sp. NIES-65, 984 nucleotides long. Lineage: Eukaryota; Viridiplantae; Streptophyta; Zygnematophyceae; Desmidiales; Closteriaceae. The record is from the annotation of a GenBank genome assembly.